This is a messenger RNA of Caenorhabditis elegans, 3347 nucleotides long. RefSeq names its product BPTI/Kunitz inhibitor domain-containing protein (gene K10D3.4). The record is from RefSeq and is marked reviewed. Gene Ontology annotation, molecular function: serine-type endopeptidase inhibitor activity; endopeptidase inhibitor activity. NCBI's taxonomy places the organism in Eukaryota, Metazoa, Nematoda, Chromadorea, Rhabditida, Rhabditidae.
AGUCGACGGGUUGACGGUGACUGUGUGCUGUAUAGAGGUUUGUCUGUUCGUGUUGACUGACUCUCGGCCCCUUCUAAGAUAUUUGGUAGUGGUAUUUGCGGUCGUGCGAAGAGACGACGGACACGGUCAAACGCCCGACAAAUCGUUUGUCCCCCCACUCACUCCCCCCAUUAUUCCCUAUUGAUCACUGUGAUAUAGCAGUUUUCAACAAACGAUAAGCGAGCACAAUGCUUAAAUUAGCGGCUCUGUUGCUGCUUGCCGCUAUCGCGGUCCGUGCCCAACACGGAACCGUAGGACGGCCUUGUGAGGUCUCCACAGAUUGCGGAACCGGAAAUUAUUGUGCUGGAAAUAAGCGAUGUGCCUGUCUGACGACAUAUGUCGAGAUUGAUUCUUAUUGCUGGAGAAAAAUCAAUCCGGGAGAGUCUGGAUGUACACAAAAUCGACAAUGUGAAGCCGUUUGGCCAGGUGCAUACUGUAGAUCAGGAGAAUGUCGAUGUGCCAACAAUCAACCACCAUUCCGUACUCGUGAUGGUCUUGUGUGUCUCAACUAUGGAUUCUGUCCACUUAACGGAAAUAAUCCAAAGUUCCGCAUUGAAAACCAAGUUCAACAGUGCUACGGAGGAGCCGAUGCCACGUGUGAAGCUAUUGGAGCUCUUUCAUACGAUUGUAUUUGUGAUUCUGAUGAUUGUACCGUCAACAAUCCUAUCAGUUUCUGUUGUCCAUCACGUGCAUUUGCUUGUAUUCAACCACCAAAUGAAGGAUACACUCCACCAGGUGGUGGUACUACUUUGAAUCAUUGGUACCAUGACCCAAUUACCGGAGAAUGUAGAGAGCUCAAAUAUCAAGGAUACGGUGGAAAUGCCAACAACUUCCAGACAAAGGAUCAUUGCGAGUCUUACUGUAAACAAACCUGUAACCGCGGUCUUCCAUUGUAUCGUGACCGUACAACUGGAGUCAAACAAGAGCCAGUUUAUUGUCAAGGAAAUGACAAUGGAUGUAACAACCCGAACUAUCAAUGUACAACCAUGGGAACUCUUCAACAAUGUUGUCCAACUUACUUGUUCAUCUGCUCUCGAAAUGGAGGAAUUCCAUCAGAAGUCUACAAUACAGCCGGAGGUCUACCAACCGAAUACUUUGAUGUCGGAAUCCCAGAUGGUUCUGGAAACACUUCGCCAAGAUUCUACUACGAUUCGCGAGAAGGACGUUGUAUUCAAUUCUCGUAUCUCGGACAGGGAGGAAACUUUAACAACUUCCUUUCUCAAGAUCACUGUGAGAAAUUCUGCUCAAGAAUUCUCUGUUCUGCUGGAGAACCACUCAAGGAUUCAUCUGGAGAACGCAACAUGGAAUGCUCACCAACUGGUUCUGGAGCCAACUCAUGUCCAUCUACUCACUCCUGUGAGUCUACUUCUGGCUCAACUACUUUCGGAGGAGUCUGUUGUCCACGUCCGCAGUACGUGUGCAAGUUGCCAAGAGAACAAGGUAACUGUGGAACAUAUUCCAAUCGUUGGUGGUUCAAUGCUAAAACCGGAAACUGCGAAGAGUUUAUCUAUUCUGGAUGUCAAGGAAAUGCUAAUAACUUCGAAACGUACAAAGAAUGCCAAGAUUACUGUAGAGAUGCUCGCAGUGAGCCACAAUGUAUUCAAGGAACCGCUCUUACUGAUUCCAACGGAAACUUCAUUAUCUGUGGAGGAUCUUCAGCUGCUUCUACCACCUGUCCAGCUAAUCAUUACUGUUAUUAUGAUGGAACCACCUAUGGAUGUUGUCCAACUCAAGCUUACACUUGUUCAUUGUCUUACAAAUCUGGAGCAUCUUGUGGACCAGCUGUCACUCGUUGGUAUUAUGAUUCUACAACUAGAACUUGUCAGACAUACUCUUUCAAUGGUUGUGAUGGAAACUCUAAUAACUUUGCCACUCAACAAGAUUGUAAGGAUUACUGUAGAGUUGAAUCAUGUCCAGAUGGAGGAGAAGUAUGGAAGGAGCAGAAUGGAGCAGCACGUGCUUGUACAACUAACCGACAAUGCCCAUCUACUCAUUACUGUACACCAGUUACCACAUGGACUGGAACCGUUUACCAAACAAAGAGUCUCUGCUGUCCAUCAAAGAAUUUCGUAUGCUCUCAACCACGUGACGUCGGAGUUAGAUGUUCUAGCACAAGAAUCUCCAGAUGGUACUUCAAUGCUGAUUCAAAGACAUGCCAAACAUUUGAAUAUAAUGGAUGUGAAGGAAAUCGCAAUAACUUUGCUUCUCAAAAGUCUUGUCAAAACUAUUGUCUUUCGGAAGCCUGUCCACCAGGAACUGUUGUUGCCAAGGAUGGAGAUGGAAGCAGACUUGUUCAAUGCUCAAAUCCAGGUGGAAAUGGAAGAGUUUCCGGUGGUUGUCCCGAUGGUUACACUUGUUAUUCUUCACCACUUCUUGAUCAGAAUGUUUGCUGCGGAGCUUCGACUGAACUUCAAUCUCUCUGCCCUGCUGCUUCAACUCCAUUCAUUUCUGCUCUCUCACUUCAACCAAUGCAAUGUACUCCAAAUGUUGAUGGAGCUUGCCCUGGAAACUUCUUCUGCUGGUUCUCAACUACAACAACAUCAGUCAAUGCUUUCUACUGCUGCAGAUCCCCAGACUCUGUUGAUACAGGAUACUGCCCACCACAACUUGUUCCUGUACCAGGAGAAAACGGAGCCCAGUACAAAUACUGCUCUCCAUCAGCUCCACUCAAUGACGCCAUCCAGGGUUGUGGAGCCAACAGACAUUGCCAAUUCUCCACUAAUUUGGAAAGAUAUAUCUGUUGUGGACUUGAGUCAGAUGUUCGAUUGCCGAAUGUUUGCCCACCACAACCAGCUAAUUUGGUUCCAGUCGAGUUGGCUGGAAACUAUAGGACGUGCAAUCCAUAUGCUCGUGCUGGAACUCCACAAUCUUGUCCAGACAACUCAGCAUGUCUUUACACGGGCAAUGACAAUGGAUUCAUCUGUUGCAGAGUUCAGUUGGGAAAUGGAAAGAGUUAAACAAGAGCUCCGGGGUUCACGACUUUGUUCUCUAAAAUUUCUAAAUUCUUUCAUUUAUUUUUUGAUGUUUUUUCUUGACUUUUUCGCCAUCUCAUUCCCACGUACAUGUGUAUUCCCCACCAAACAAAUAAUUUUUCUGCAUAACUUACACUGUACGGUUGUCUGUUUUUCCUCUAUCAAUUGUUCAUUUUCCUCUCAUUGUUUUUCCAUGUAACUGGAAAAAAUCGAUGCCAAAAAGAGCCUGAAAAUCAGAAAUCUAUAUUUUCAAAGUUCUGUUUUGACGUCAAUCGUAUUGCUAUUUUUAGCUAUGUUUUGAGUUUUCUUCUUUUGAAAUAAAACGAAAUUUCCAAU